AUGCGAACCCGCAGUGGCAGCUGCGCGCCCUUCUCCGAGUCUGAAAACUGCGAUGCCGGAGCCUGCCCGACCUGCGGUGACUGGUCCCAGUGGAGCUCCUGUGGUGCCAGCUGUGGCGAUUCCACGCAGGCACGCUCACGGAGCGGCGGUGCCUGUGCAUCCUUCAGCGAUUCACAGACCUGCAAUCAGGGAGCUUGCCCUGAACCCUGCGGAGACUGGACACAGUGGUCGAGCUGUUCAAGCACAUGUGGUACAGGAACUCGAGAAAGGUCAAGAACUGGGCAGUGCUCAUCUUCCAACGACGAGUCCGAGUCCUGCACCUUGAGCGCUUGCGACGACGGAGCCUCGACGGCCUCCGUGCCGAACGUGCCCAAUUGCGGCACCUGGCAACAGUGGAGCGGCUGCACCGCCAGCUGUGGACCCGCCAGUCGCAUGCGCUCCCGUGGUGGCGAAUGCCAACCCUUCGUCGAGUCGGAGGCGUGCAACCAACCUGGCUGCUCGAGCCCCAGCCCUCCGCCAAGCCCGCCCAGCCCUCCGAGCCCGCCGAGCCCGCCGAGCCCUCCGAGCCCUCCGAGCCCCACCACGAGUGUGUCAACGACGAGCGCUUUGCCCACAACGAUGGCUGGGACCACGAUGGCUCUUGGGAGACCGGUGACGAAUGUGGUGGAAGUACGCCUCAGAAUCGCUGCGGACUUCAGCAACGCGGCGAAGGACAUCGACGCCUUUCGCGAGAACUUCCGCAGCGGCGUGGCAGAGGUGGCCGGCAUCUCCAAGGAGCGAGUCAUGGUGCGAGGCAUCACCAAGGGAUCCAUCAUUGUUGAUUUCAUGGUCACGGCUGCAGAGACGAUGAGUGACACCUCUGCAGCAGCAGCCAUCCAGGAAGUGGAGCGGAAGGUCUCCGAACCCAAUGCCUGGCCAAACAGCUUGAGCACGUUGAUGGCCGCGGGUGCCACCGUGGAGGCCAAGGCCGUGCGUGAGAUUCAGAAGGACGAGAUCCAGGCGAUGGCCAUCAUGUCCAGUGGGGCAGUCUUCCUGACGCCGCUCGCGGGCUACGCUCCACCGUUGGGUUGCAGCUGCCGACGGGGCGAUGGCGUCACCGCGGGCUGUGCCAAUCACAAGAGCUUGUCUCCACCGUGGCUUGGAGUGGAAGGGGGAGAGGACUUAGGGCUAUGCGGCGACAAAGGUCUGAAGCCAGAGAAAGGUCAGUGGGUUGAUCUUUUGGUGGACCAGUUCUCCUGGAAGAGGGAUCGGCGCGUGGCAAAUCAGUUGGCCAAGAAAAAAUCCCAGGAGGCGAGACAAGAAGCCGUCCGCCGGCGAGUGGUGGAUGGCUCCCAGGAGCUGCGCGUGCUCAAGGAGAAGCUCCAUGCAGCCCAGGUCAAUAAGGUUUGGGCCAAGCAGCUCCUAGAGAAGCAGGAGCGCGAGGAAUUGGAGCUGCAACGCGAAGCGCACAUGGCCGCCCAGAUGCAGGACCUUCGCCUGCAGUCGGAGGAAGUGGAGCUUCAGGACCUCCAGCGGAAGGUCCUCCGAAUGAAGGCAUUGCAGAAGGAGAACGAGGAGCUCCUUGCAGCGAAGAACCAAAGCCAGGAGGCACUGCUGAAUGCUCAGCAUGAGAAGCAGCAGGUGGAGGAAGUGAUGGCCAGGGUUCAGGAGGAAGACCGAAGAGAGAUGGCAGCCAGGGCAGAACGGAAGCAGUCUAUGAUGGAGAUGCUGCUCAAGUGCCGCGAGGAGAACCAGCAAAAACAGCGUGAAGAGGAGCAGCGGAAGGCCGAGGAGGAGGAGAGCAUUGAGGCCUACGCACGGCGGAAACGUGCCAUGGAGGAGGAGAUGGCCCGAAAGAAAAGCGAGCAAGAGGCGGAACGCUGGAGAGUGCAGCAGGCGAUGGUGCGGGAGCAGCAAGAGCGUCAUCGCGAGGCACAGCAGAUGGAUCGCCUACGGGAGGACCUUUGGCGCGAAGAAAGGGAAGCAGCAGACAGGGAAAAGGAGUUGAAGAAGGCAAGGAAGAUCCUGGAGGAUAAGCAGGAGAUGCUGAAUGCUUACCAGGAGCAUGUGGAGCGACAGGAGAAGAUCCGACAACAGGAGAUUGCCCAGGAGCAACAGGAACGGCAAGAGCUGCUUGCCAGAUAUGAAGAGGAGAAUCGGCUCGAGCUGCUCAGUGCCCAAAAGAGGCGAAUGAAGAUGCAGGAGUAUCGCCGGGCCGUGGAUCAGCAGAUGGAGGAGCGUCGGGAGAUCUACGAAGACCAGAGGCGGAAAGAGCGCGAAGAGUUGGCGCGCAUGAAAGCUGAAGAGGAGGAGCAAGCGAGAAUCGUGGAAGAAGAGCGUCAAGCUUUGUUGAAAAAGUUUGCUCCCGACGCCAGGCACUUUCCCAAGGGUGCCUUGCUCAAAAACGCCGACUACGAUGCCGUGGGCCUACAAGCUCCACCGCCUGCUGCGCAGAAGCCAAGGUUCGCCAACAACCUCGGCAUUCCUCCCUAUCCGGUGCGGAGCUUUCAACCCCCUUCUCGAGCUUAA
This is a messenger RNA of Durusdinium trenchii, 2508 nucleotides long. NCBI's taxonomy places the organism in Eukaryota, Dinophyceae, Suessiales, Symbiodiniaceae. The record is from the annotation of a GenBank genome assembly.